Molecule: messenger RNA, 1132 nt
Organism: Salpingoeca rosetta
Lineage: Eukaryota; Choanoflagellata; Craspedida; Salpingoecidae
Exons: 6
Coding region: 79-849 (256 amino acids)
Biological process (GO): regulation of amyloid precursor protein biosynthetic process
Cellular component (GO): cytoplasm
Molecular function (GO): calcium ion binding
Source: RefSeq, a predicted model, not a curated record
CGACCACAAACAAAAGCAACACUGACGACAACAACAAGCAGCAGCAAGCAACCAAGCAAGCGACAACAAACAACAACCAUGGCCGAGCAAGCAGCACACGAUGGGCCUCAUGCUCUGCUGGAGGACAUGUUCAGAAGGGCAGACAAAAACGAUGAUGGCCGCUUGUCGUACGACGAGUUUGUGGCUUUCUUCGAUGAUGAGAGCCUGGGAGAAGAGGAGAUGAAGGAGCUCUUUGGACGCAUUGACACGGACGGCAACGGCUACAUCGACACGACCGAGCUCGCCCAGUGGUUUACUGCAAACCUUGGCGGGACGCGCACGCUUUUCGAUCACCUGGAGCAGCUCACGCUCAACCUUCGCCAUUCCCUCGAAUAUGCCCACCAAGUGAGCGAAGGUGAUGACAAGAUGACAAAGGCGACGACAGCGUUCCUGUUGCGUCAGGCCGGCAGCCAGCUGUCGCACGUGACAGAUGAGCUCAGCGCCGCGCACGAGGACCUGCACCCGCAUGCGUCGCACAUUGAUCGCAUUGUCCGACCCAUCACCCACGAGGCCCAGCAUGUGUAUCACCAGAUGGAAGAAUACUCUGAGCGCGUUGCCCACCGCGUGCUGGCUGCUGUUGAUUCGCUCAAGCAGGACCUCAGGCGCUCCUCGCAAAGCAUCCCAUCAUUCCCCGCACGCCAGCAGGCGCAGCAGGCGCAGCAAAACCAAGGGCGGCAAGGCACCGGCAAUGGCGGUGGCAACGGCAAGGAGCAGCCGUCGCUGUUCACCGUUGUUGUCACCGCCGCGCUUGUGGCUGGUGCCGUUGUUGGUGUCACGUCUUCCCUCCUGCACCGCACUAACGCCGUGUGAGCAGCCGGGGGGGGGGGGUUGGCGCUCCCCUUCCUCGUCCUCGUCCUCGUCCUCCUUCUCCUUGCUUGCGUGUUACGUCGUUGUUCAUAAAGCAAGUGUAUGUUGUGUGUGUGUGUGUGUGUACGUCUGUGUGUGUGUUUGUUCGUACGUCUGUGUGUGUGUGUGUGUGUGUGUGUGUGUGUGUGUGUGUGUGUGUGUGUGUGUUCGACACCUGCUUUGCAUGAUGUCUUCUUCAUCCUUUCUGUGCCUUUCUUGCUUGCUUUGGGUUGCUGAAAAUUGUGAG